CGAGCGAAAUCAUUGCCAAUAAAUAAUAAUAUAAUCAGUGAUAGCGCGGCUUGCAAUGUGUUAGGACGUUUUGUGAUGGAUUUAUUGAGAAAAUUAAUUGAGUGAAUAUAGUCUUUAUUACAAUUAAAUAAGAGCCAUGGGUGUGCCGAUGAUGAAGAACUGUUGCUUCUGUGUUAGUUUACACACGGGCACUUUGGUCAUAGGUUAUGUGUAUACGGUAUGGUCAUUACUAGAGUUGGCAGGCUACAGUCUUCUGGUCACUCUUGCACCAAUCGGUAAAAAUGGUACCGUCUCCGGUCACAAGUAUAUACUGUACAUCACAGCGGCGGUGGUCAGCGGGAUCACUCUUCUGUGCUCAAUACUUUUAAUUGUAGCUGCUUAUAAGAAACUCGCCUCUCUGACGCUGCCCUGGACGAUCGUGACUGGUAUCCUGACUGCGGUUUUCUUCUUGAUGUGCCUCACGGGGAUCAGUCUCAUCCUUCAGGACACGGGGGAUAUGCUUGAAGUGGAAGUUGUGUUUAUCGUCGUUCAUCUUACUAGAGCGUGUAUAUCUGUAUAUUGCAUAAUAGUCGUCCACAGUCGCCACAAGCAGAUCAUGUACGAAGAUGACAUCCAAAGGUUCCAGCACUCGGCGAUAUAUCAACCGAUCUGGAUGAGAGACCAGGCGAUAUGAACGUAAAUGAGACUCGACUUGAUUACUCAUGGAUUUAAAAUAAUUGCAUUAUUUGUAGCAAUUACUAUGAAAAUAAGCACAAGAAGUUUAAUAAAUAAACGCAAAACAUACUUGGUGAAAUUGAAUUAAAGCGAGUGCUUUUAAGUAACCGUUUUAAUAGCAAUCGUUUGGUUUUUUUAUGGGGAAACGACCUUAAUCUCUGAUUAAUACUGAACGUUGGUGUUAACUAAUGAUAACCAAUACAUUAAGAGUAUUACUUAGCAUAUGUCAUGACGUAUUACUCAAUAAAGGGUUAUAUAGUUGAUAAAAAGUAUAAAGUUAGUAUUUCUAUACAGGAUAAGUAAAAAAUUGACGAUAAAAACUAACUACUUAGUUGCGUGCCGGUUGUUUUCGGUAGAAACUACAUUCCGAACGGUUGUAGCUCUAAAUUAAAUUAAAUCUUGUAAAAUGACGAUUCAAAAGUGCUCGCAAGAACCUACUUGAAUAUAUAUAUUUUGAUUUGAUAUUAUUUUCUAACGUUAAGAAUGUUGUGAAGGGAUUUAUAUGGGUAUUCAAUCAGGAUACAAGUAACAACCCCUAAUUUGUGACAGCAUACUAAUUACAUAUAUGUAUUCACAACUAAUAAUAUUGAA
Molecule: messenger RNA, 1305 nt
Organism: Nymphalis io (European peacock)
Lineage: Eukaryota; Metazoa; Arthropoda; Insecta; Lepidoptera; Nymphalidae
Exons: 4
Coding region: 137-673 (178 amino acids)
Source: RefSeq, a predicted model, not a curated record